UAAUAAAAUGAAAUAUUUUGUGAGUUUUUGUUUGUUGUUUAUCGUGCAUUCGUGUUGUUGUAGUCCAUGUAAAAUAUCUGAAAGCUUAAACAUUACUGGUGGUGUUGAAUUUGACAAUGGCACAGUGUUAUUCGAUGGAGUGCAAUAUACACGGAAGACAUGGUAUGACCUAGAAGAGGAUGGAAUAGUAACCAGAUACGGUUGCCCGUGUAUUGGUAGAGCUUGCUUGUGGAAAUGUUGCGGAGAAGGGCAGGCUUUCUUCAACAAAUCGUGUCUGAACACAGACUAUAGUGCAGUGAACCCUUUCAAUCCUUCAGUCCACAAAGGAAAAGAUCAAGUGGAUUUUGCAUCCAACAAAUUCUUCUUCAUGUAUACAAGAUUAUGCACCGAGAGGUACCUGGUGGACCCGAAUACUGGCAGAGAAGAUAUAUUUAUACAAGAGAAUGCGAGUCUUUACUUGUCGACACCGAGAAGCGAAGUAUGGCUCGAUCCGUCGAGAUACUGCGUUGAUAUGAUGACCAAUACAAAUGAUGAUUUUCGCAUGGUGGCGCUAGUGUGCUAUCCCGAGAAGACGCCAGAAGAUGAUAGCCCAAUACUCUAUAUCACAUAUGCCAUUGGGCUUAUGAUAUCAAUUCCCUUUCUGUUGGCCACGUUUCUGGUAUACGCAUUCAUCCCCGAGCUUCGGAACCUGCAUGGUAUGUGCUUGAUGGCGUACUGCGGAGGCUUGAUCGUUGCCUACACGUUCCUGGCUUAUCUCAAGCUCCAUUCAGGCAAGAUUGGAGUUGCCAUGACUGGUUGUUAUAUCAUAGCGUUCAUAGUUUACUACGCAUUCCAGACGAGUUUCUUCUGGCUGAAUGUAAUGUGUUUCGACAUAUGGAGGACGUUCAGCGGUUACCGUGGCAGCAGUAACAAACGUCGAGAGAAGAAACGCUUCAUUCUCUACGGUGCAUACGCGUGGGGUUUACCCGUUAUUCUCACUGUCAUCACGAUUUCUAUGCAAUUCGCUGAAGUGCCCGACAACAUAAUUACACCCGGCUUCGGCGAUAUGAGAUGCUGGUUCACAAACUGGUUGAGCGAGUUGGUGUACUUCCUAUCCCCUGUGCUCGUACUAGUCGUGUGCAAUGUUGUGCUAUUCUCUGUAACGGCGCACCGCAUUCGCUCCAUCAAGCAGGAGACUGCAAUAUUGAAAGGCGCGGAGUCCGCAAGGAGUGACAAACUGAAACGGGACAAGCAGAGGUUCGGACUCUAUCUCAAGCUAUUCAUAGUGAUGGGCGUGAACUGGACCGUGGAGAUAAUCAGCUUCUCCGUAGGCGGCUCCAAUUGGUACUGGAUCCUCAUCGACAUAUCGAACAUCGCUCUCGGUGCGGUCAUCUUCCUUAUCUUCGUUUGGAAGAAGAAAGUCCGCAAUUUAGUUGCGAAGAAAUGGCGCAGUAUACGUGGUAUAAAGAACACAGAGAGCGCAGCGUGGGCAACACGUUCUAGCUCCGCUCCGACAGAAGACACACGCAUAUCAAACGACGAGACAGCACUGCGCCUUAAGGAAAUACGAUAGAAAUAUAGCAAGACCUGAUAUUUUGUAGAGAAUGCACAUUACUAUAUUGAUCGAAGUAUUUUAAUCGAUCACUUUAUAUAAUUAUGGGAUGUAAUUUAUAAGAAAUCGUCGAACAACGGACUUCCUUGGCCACUGGUCAUAAUGCACCAUGAUACAAAGCGACAAGAUGCAACACUCUUUAUUAAUGUUACCGUGUUAUUCAAAGCAUUUUUUGUGGAAUCUGUUAACGUUAACACUUUACAAAUAAAAUAAUUUACAUAAAAUCAACAAAAAAAGAUAUAUUGUGUAAACAUUUUGGCAUGUUUUAAAAGAAACUAAAUGGAACAGUCGGAAUCAAAGAGUAAAAAAUGUACUUAUAUUCGAUAAUGCACUGAUCAAAAUUGCUUUCCAAUUAAGUUUUUUCUGUGCCAUAAAUCAAAUAUAUUCAACAUUUACACUAGCAGUGUAUUUUAGGAAUCGUUUCUAUUUUUACAUUCUUUUUCUCACCAGUCAUUCUACAGUCAUAAAAUGUUACACAGUACACAUACAUGUAUUGCUAGUCAUACAAAAAUAUUUUUUUGUCGUAAUGUUAAGUAACUUGUG
Molecule: messenger RNA, 2134 nt
Organism: Papilio polytes (common Mormon)
Lineage: Eukaryota; Metazoa; Arthropoda; Insecta; Lepidoptera; Papilionidae
Product: G-protein coupled receptor Mth2-like
Exons: 8
Coding region: 8-1552 (514 amino acids)
Biological process (GO): G protein-coupled receptor signaling pathway; cell surface receptor signaling pathway
Cellular component (GO): membrane
Molecular function (GO): G protein-coupled receptor activity
Source: RefSeq, a predicted model, not a curated record